Molecule: messenger RNA, 2457 nt
Organism: Plectropomus leopardus (leopard coralgrouper)
Lineage: Eukaryota; Metazoa; Chordata; Actinopteri; Perciformes; Serranidae
Gene: npdc1b
Product: neural proliferation, differentiation and control, 1b
Cellular component (GO): membrane
Source: RefSeq, a predicted model, not a curated record
AGAAGCCCCAAUCAUUCAGCCAGUCAACGGUGUGCAUCCAUAUUGUCAGCCUGAGGUGGAGAGCAGACACCCUGCGGCAAACACACUCGAGGCUCCGGACAACCACAGCCGUCUGCACCGCCUCCUGAACUCUUUUCCUAUGUUGUCGACAUUUUUUCCGCUUUCCUGAGUCCUCUCCUCCCUCAGCACCAGGGGAUGGAGGAAUGAGCAACACCGACUCCCCUCCGCCGCCGCUGCCUCCUCCUCUGCCUCCUGCUCCUCAGUCGGUCGGUCUCCGUGUCCCCCUUCAGCCGAGCUGUGUCCAGGAUGCGGAUCCCGCUGCUCGGCCAGGCUGCGGUGUUUGCGGCCCUGUUGGCGCUGAGCACCUGCCUGACAGGGUCUAAUCUGUGCCCUCGGAGUUUAGACUGCGCCCAGGCGGGUCGAGACUUCUGCCAGCCCGGCAGCUCACACUGCGGUCCCUGCCUGCGCCCUCUGGUGGAGGACUCCCGAGGUCGCUGUGUGGUCAAGAGGAGACAUGCUCCUCACUCCAUGAAAGGUAAGGUUAUCACUCAUCCUGAGCUGGAUGAGGAAAUUGACUUCCUGUCCGCCAUCAUCAGUGAACAGAGAACCGAGUCCAGGAUGUCAGCUCCGCCCUCCCGAGACAUCCCCAAACCCAAACCCAAGCAGCUGGGUGAGCACGGUGCUGCUCACAGAGCCUCGACCACAGAGCAGCCAAGGAGCCACAGCGUCCCAUUCACCAGCACGGCACUACCCACCACCACCGCCACAAACCACACUCCUGCUCUGCUCAGCGACCCCAUCAUCCUCCCCUACCCCUCUAAUGACCACGUCUUCAUCAUCAUGAGCAGCGUCUUCAUCGCGGCGGGCUCGCUGGCUUUGAUCAUAGCAGGGGCCUUUUGGAUUAGGUUGCAAAAAGGUGUGCGUCUGACUGAGAAGGUGGACUAUCCUGCAUACAGAAUGAUGACUGCUCAAGCCUUCAACAAUUUGCCUGGGGACAAGAAGCUGGCCCACAGUGCCCAGAUGUACCACUACCAGCACCAGAAGCAGCAGAUGCUCUCCCUGGAGAAACACAGGGACGAGCCUAAAGUUCCUGACUCAGGAGCAUCAACGGAUGAGGAGAACGAGGACGGAGAUUUCACAGUGUAUGAGUGUCCUGGACUGGCACCUACAGGGGAAAUGGAGGUGAAGAACCCGCUGUUUGACGACUCCACCCUUUACCUCCAAAGGUUCCACAAGUGAACUCGGACUUUAAGAUGCUUCACACCUCCGAAUGCAGCGUUUGAGUGUACAAAAAGUUGAGUUUACACACACUGCUGCGCUCAGUCCAACCCUUUGAAAGGACAUGAUAGCAAGUGUAAGGUGGAGGAUGAAGAGGAGGAGGAGUGAGGUGUUUAUGGACUUUUCAAAGGACGUCACAGUGCUGGUUUCUAGUGUGAAGUAGGACUGAAUCUGGGACCAAUGCCUCCCAUUCUACAGACAUUUCCUUUUUCUUUUCUUUUUUUUAGUGUCAUCACUAUUAUUUUUCUAUUUUUGUUUAAAAAAAAGAGUUUCUCUCGACAGGUAGCAGACACAUAUAUAGAAAUAAUAUCCUGCGUUAAUUGAAAAGAGUGCCGAACAGCUACAACUAAGUAUUUCUAUCAGUUUAUUGAUUGAUAGAUCUCUAUGAAUAUCCAUAACUCUCCCUGCAGGCUUUGGUUUUACUUCAGCAUUUUUCUUUUUUUAAAAAUGUGAUUUUAAUAUUUCAUGACCACCCUGUGCUCUUUCUCAGUAUGUUAUGUAGCCAUUGUGUUCUCAGUCUAGUUCUUCUAUGCAUGAAUUGAUGGCGCUGUGUUUCGAAACCUGACAGUCGAUAUGCAUUUACAAGUUCCGCCAAGUUUCUUGUGCAAACUUGCUGAUACACAAUGAUUUCAAAGGAAUUUGAAACUUCUUUACGUAGACCUCUGAAACAGAGCGAGCCCAUCUUGUAUAUAUAGAUAUAUAUUAUAGAUGCUGUCUCACUGACAUGGCUUGUCCCCAUGGUUCUGUGACGUGUAAAUAGCUGCUAACGUGUACAGGGAAGAGAUCUUACCUCUCACUCAGUGUGUCCGUGCACAUGUUCCUUUAGGUUGCUGAGUGCCGUGUCCAAUCUUGAACUGUUGUUUGUUUCCUUAUCGUUGACUAUAUUUACAGGGUUCCUACACGUGUGGAGAGGACAGGAAAGGAAAGACGUGAACACACGUUUGACCCGUUCCAUUUGUUAUUGUGCAGUCAAGUUUUUAACUGAAUUGAUGUAAUAGUUUUGUAGAUCAAGGGGAAAGCUGAGAGUAUCCGCACACUGUAACAUAGCUCCUGAAUGUUUAUUAACCCUUUGAAAUCUGGAUCGACAUCUGUUUUCUGGUGCAGCAUUCAGACGCCUUUCACAAGCAUUUAAACCUUUAAAAGCUGAACAAAUUGGUUUGAUUUCUUUCAAAAAUAUGG